This is a messenger RNA of Halichondria panicea, 1324 nucleotides long. RefSeq names its product NAD-dependent protein deacylase sirtuin-6-like. Gene Ontology annotation, cellular component: nucleus. The transcript is spliced from 11 exons. Lineage: Eukaryota; Metazoa; Porifera; Demospongiae; Suberitida; Halichondriidae. The record is from RefSeq and is a predicted model, not a curated record. Gene Ontology annotation, biological process: negative regulation of transcription by RNA polymerase II. Gene Ontology annotation, molecular function: NAD+ binding; transcription corepressor activity. The coding region runs from base 1 to 1167 and encodes 388 amino acids.
AUGAUCUCCGGUUCCAUGGUGAGAGAAAAACACCACAAGAUAUACAUUUGUAGAUCUAUAAUGGCAUCAACAAUUCGUGAAGAAGACGAGACUAAGGAGUUUUUUGACUCUCCAGAAGAGCUGAAGACUAAGGUCUCCCAGCUGGCUGACUGGAUCAGGCAGAGCAAACACUUCAUUGCAUUCACUGGUGCAGGCAUCAGUACCUCAGCUGGAAUUCCUGACUUCCGCAGUGGAAUUCACACUAAAUUAGGAACAGGUCCUGGCAAAUGGGAACUCCGUGCCAAGGGUGUGGGGAGGGAUGCAAAGAAACAUAAGACAACUACAACUGUCAAAGCCAUUCCUACUCCUACGCACAUGUCGAUUGUGCAGCUUGUGAGAGAGGGAAUCCUGCAUGCUGUUGUCAGUCAGAACUGUGAUGGCCUGCACAGGAGAAGUGGACUGAUCACCGAUAAGUUGUAUGAGCUUCAUGGUAACAGCAAUGUCGAGAAAUGCUGUAAGUGCAAGAAGGAGUACCUACGAGACUUCAGAGUAAGAACUGCUGUGGGUGCUAGAAAACAUAAAACAGGUCGUAAAUGUGACAACCCUGCCUGCCGUGGCGACCUAAAGGACACCAUAAUCAACUUUGGAGAGAACCUUCCUGAAGUUACAUUGGAUUGUAGUUUUGAACAUGCUAAAAGAGCUGACCUCUGCCUGGCCAUGGGCUCCAGCCUCACUGUCACACCAGCGGCAGACAUUCCAGAGACAACAGGCAAGAAAAAAGGACUGGUGAUAGUGAACCUACAGAGGACACCACUGGACCACCUAGCUGCCAUGAGGAUCAAUGGGAAGUGUGAUGAUGUGAUGAAACUGCUCAUGAGCAAGCUGGGGCUGGAUAUACCCGAGUUUAGGCUCAAGAGGUGUGUGGUAAUAAAAGCAAACCAUAAACACGAGGUGUGUGUGGAAGGGAGGGACCAAGAGGACCACCCGUUCUCGUUUCUCAAGUCUGUCACAUUCAGUGGAGCUGGCCCAGACAUCAGAUGUGAUCAAGAGCCCUACACAGUGCUGACCAGAGCUGGUGCUGCCCUCCAGGUCAACAUGGCCUUCCAUUCUCACUAUGGGGAGCCUCCUUUGAUGUUGAAGUUUAACGUUGCAGGCAACAUACACACACAUUUUCAGAUAAAACUGUAACUGCAGAUCUCCAGUACAACCCAUUUACUGGUGUAUGGUCAGUUUCAAGGUCGGAUGACCCAAAGGAUAAAACCUCUCCUGUUCCAAUUCAAGACAUUACUGACAAACUAACAACUGCUAGUAUCUGACUAAUUAAUUUUUGUUUACUGAUUGUUGA